GUCUUGCACAGGUGUACCGGCUCCUCCCCCUUCAGUCUUGCACAGGUGUACCGGCUCCUCCCCUUCAGUCUUGCACAGGUGUACCGCCUCCUCCCCUUCAGUCUUGCGCAGGUGUACCGGCUCCUCCCCUUCAGUCUUUCCUCUGAUGUCACUGCACACUGGGUGCUUCUCACAAUGUGCUUUAGAAGCUGCAGCCAGUUAGAGCUCCGCCUCAUUUCCUGGCUGGAGGACGUCCAGCAUCAUCUAGCAUUUAACUCCCCAGCCUCGCCGGCCCCACCCCUUUCAGUAUUUCAGUUCUUCCAAUCAGCAUCACAUGUGGGCGUUACCUAUAAAAAUACAGCCAGUCUGGAAACACCUUCUCCUCCAGUCUGGGAACACCCACUCCUCCAUUCUGAUAUUUGCAUAACUCCUCCCACUGCUUGCAUCAGGGCUGAGGGCUCUUGAGAGGAUUACUGAGGCAGGUACAGCUCCUCCCACCAGCCAUGAUCUGCCUGCAUUGCAUAAAGAAGCUCAGAGACCCAGUGAUGACAUCA
Molecule: messenger RNA, 533 nt
Organism: Staurois parvus
Lineage: Eukaryota; Metazoa; Chordata; Amphibia; Anura; Ranidae
Source: the annotation of a GenBank genome assembly